Dibothriocephalus latus is the source of this 453-nucleotide messenger RNA. NCBI's taxonomy places the organism in Eukaryota, Metazoa, Platyhelminthes, Cestoda, Diphyllobothriidea, Diphyllobothriidae. The record is from the annotation of a GenBank genome assembly.
AUGCCCCUUAUUUCCCACUUCCUGGAAUUGCAUCGGCUCUCGAUCCAUUUCUAUGCCAAGACUCAUCAGCUUUCUAUUGCAUUCUGGUUCUCCAACCCCACAUUGGACGCUUUAGAAACUGGACCCAUUCAGUUCACCGGAGGCAGCUUUGCCCACUGGCAGGUUGCGCGGCCAAGCGAAUACCGCAUGGAGCUCAGCCUGUCCAUCAGGACACGUCAACGGGCUGGCUCAUUGGUUACUGUACGUUGGAGUUCUCUUCGCGCCUUUCAAAUCAGAUUGGCGAAUAAAGGCAACAUUGUGGUCUCUCCGAUCGACUUAUCUCGAGGUGUUCCUUUGAACGACUGGCUAAUCUCCUCAACAGCCGCUUCCCUUUUUGAUGGUCAGUGGCAUCGACUGCGAUUCUCCAUUUCUGCGUCUGUGCCCCUUACCUCAUGUCCGGAUUUGGGUAAAUGA